CGGAGCUGUAGUGCGCGCCUGUGCGCAGCUGGAGCCAUGAGCCCGCGCGGAGCCGCCUGCCUGCUCCUGCAGCUGCUGCUACAGCUGUGGCCCGGGCGGGGCGCGCAGCCGGUCCCCCAAGUUUUUGAUCUUCUUUCAUAUCCCAAUCAGAGACUUCUAAGAAACUUUCUACAACAAACACUUGCUGAUCCUACAUUGAAUGAAGUGUACCUGCUCUCAACAUUCAAAUUGCAACCAAAGAGUACAGCCACCAUAUUUGGCCUAUACUCUUCACUUGAGAAUAGCAAGUAUUUUGAAUUCACAGUGAUAGGACGGCUGAAUAGAGCUGCCCUCCGUUAUUUGAGGAGUGAUGGAAGGUUAAACUCUGUGAUCUUCAACAAUAUCCAGCUGGCUGACGGGAAACGCCACGCAGUCCUCUUGAGGCUGAGCGGCCUGCACAGGGGAUCAAGCAAAGUAGAAAUGUAUGUGGACUGCAUGCAGGUGGAUGUCAUUCAGGAUCUACCAAAAGCAUUUUCAGGUCUAUCGCAGAGUCCAGAAUUUGUGGAAUUACGUACUCUACAGAGAAAGGCACAGGACAUUUUGGAUGAGCUCAAGCUGGUUGUGAGGGGCUCCCUUUCCCAAGUAGGAAGUCUUCAAGAUUGCUUUCUUCAGCAGAUUGAGCCUGCAGUUCAGUACACAGGUGAUUUCAAUAGGCAGUUAAUGAGUCAAAUGAUGCAAAUGAACCAAAUACUGGGAGAUGUGAAAGACCUUCUCAGACAGCAGGUGAAGGAAACAACUUUUCUGAGAAAUACCAUAGCUGAAUGCCAAGCAUGUGGUUUAGGACCUAUGGACUUUCCAACUUCACCCCCUCGUCCUCCCAAACCCAGAUGUGAAGCCACCUCCUGUUUCAGAGGAGUCAGGUGCACAGAAACAGCAGAUGGAUUUCAGUGUGGUCCCUGCCCUGAAGGGUUCACAGGAAAUGGAGUUACGUGCUCAGAUACUGAUGAGUGCCGCUAUAACCCAUGUUUUCCUGGGGUUCAAUGUGUGAACAGUGUCCCCGGUUUCAGAUGUGAGGCUUGCCCCCCUGGAUAUAAAGGGCAGACAGUCCAGGGGGUAGGAAUCAACUAUGCCAAGAACAAUAAGCAGGUCUGCUCAGAUAUUGAUGAGUGUAAUAAUGGUGGAAAUGAAGUGUGUGUUCCCAAUUCCCACUGUAUAAACACCUUGGGGUCUUAUCGCUGUGGACCAUGCAAAACUGGAUACGUGGGAGACCAGAUCAAGGGAUGCAAUGCUGAGAAAAGCUGCAGAAAUCGAGCACUGAACCCAUGCAGUAUCUAUGCACAGUGUAUUGAGGAGAGGCAAGGAGAUGUUUCAUGUGUUUGUGGUAUUGGUUGGGCUGGUGAUGGUUAUAUCUGUGGAAAGGAUGUAGAUAUUGAUGGCUAUCCUAAUGAAGACCUCACAUGCUCUGCUGACACCUGCAGAAAGGACAACUGCAGAUUUGUUCCAAACUCUGGACAAGAAGAUGCAGACGGUGAUGGAAUAGGAGAUGCCUGCGAUGAUGAUGCUGAUGGAGAUGGAAUACCUAAUGAACAGGAUAACUGUGUUUUAAUCCCUAACGUUAACCAGAAGAAUAGUGAUCAAGAUAUCUUUGGGGAUGCUUGUGAUAACUGUCGUACAGUGCCGAAUAAUGACCAGAAGGACACAGACGGUGACGGGAAAGGAGAUGCCUGUGAUGACGACAUGGAUGGAGAUGGUAUUAAGAACCUUUUGGACAACUGUCAGAGGAUCCCCAACCAGGACCAAAAGGAUGAGGAUAAUGAUGGUGUUGGUGAUGCUUGUGACAGCUGCCCUCGUAUCAGCAACCCCAACCAGUCAGACAUUGACAAUGACCUGGUUGGAGAUUCUUGUGAUACCAAUCAAGACAGUGAUGGAGAUGGACACCAGGACAGCACAGACAACUGCCCCACAGUCAUUAACAGCUCUCAGCUGGACACAGAUAAGGAUGGGCUAGGCGAUGAAUGUGAUGAUGACGAUGAUAAUGAUGGAAUUCCAGACCUCAUUCCCCCAGGCCCUGACAACUGUAGGCUUGUUCCCAACCCAGGACAGGAAGAUGAGAACACUGAUGGUGUUGGUGAUAUCUGUGAGUCUGAUUUUGAUCAGGACACAGUAAUUGAUCCGAUUGAUGUUUGCCCAGAGAAUGCAGAGAUCACCCUCACGGAUUUCAGGGCUUAUCAGACAGUGGUGCUGGAUCCUGAAGGUGAUGCUCAGAUCGAUCCUAACUGGGUGGUUCUAAACCAGGGUAUGGAAAUUGUGCAGACCAUGAACAGUGAUCCUGGCUUGGCAGUUGGUUACACCGCUUUUAAUGGCGUUGACUUCGAAGGCACCUUCCAUGUCAACACGGUGACAGAUGAUGAUUAUGCUGGUUUUAUCUUCGGUUAUCAAGACAGUUCCAGCUUUUAUGUAGUCAUGUGGAAGCAAACAGAGCAGACCUACUGGCAAGCAGCUCCGUUCAGAGCUGUUGCGGAACCUGGCAUUCAGCUUAAGGCUGUGAAAUCAAAGACUGGCCCAGGAGAACACCUCAGGAACUCACUCUGGCAUACAGGAGACACCACUGACCAAGUCAAACUGCUGUGGAAAGACCCCAGAAAUGUAGGGUGGAAAGAUAAAGUCUCCUAUCGCUGGUUCUUGCAGCAUAGACCUCAGAUGGGAUAUAUCAGGACAAGGUUUUAUGAAGGUUCUGAACUAGUAGCAGAUUCUGGCGUAACGAUUGACACCACUAUGCGUGGAGGGAGACUCGGCGUUUUCUGCUUCUCUCAGGAAAACAUCAUUUGGUCCAACCUGAAGUAUCGCUGCAAUGACACCAUCCCAGAGGACUUUGAAGAAUUUCAAGCUCAGCAGUUUGGAGUUGGAGAUAUUUAACAAAGAAAGCAAACUAAAAUUGCUAUGGAAAACAGCAAAGCAAUAUAUUUUAAAUCCUUAUAUGAUUUUGUAAGAAUACACUGCAGCUUAUUUUGGUUGA
Molecule: messenger RNA, 2995 nt
Organism: Gavialis gangeticus (Gharial)
Lineage: Eukaryota; Metazoa; Chordata; Crocodylia; Gavialidae
Gene: THBS4
Product: thrombospondin 4
Exons: 22
Coding region: 37-2895 (952 amino acids)
Biological process (GO): cell adhesion
Cellular component (GO): extracellular region
Molecular function (GO): calcium ion binding
Source: RefSeq, a predicted model, not a curated record